AUGUUUUUUGUAGGUACAGUAUGUCAAAUGACAUUUAGAAGACUGACUAAAAGUUCGAUUAGUCUCAGUUCUCACCCGCAUUCUGUUGCUGUUGGCGAUUUUAAUAAUGAUAAUCAAAUAGAUGUUGUUGUCACCAAUUCGGAUUCAAACACUAUCGGUAUAUUUCUUGCAAAUAAUGAUGGAACUUUUGCCAACCAACAAACAUAUUCAACUGGAUCAGAAUCUCAUCCUUAUUCAAUUAGUGUCAGUGAUUUCAAUAAUGACAAUUAUUUAGAUAUUGCUGUCGCUAACUAUGGUACUCAUAAUAUAGGCAUUUUUAUUGGAUAUGGAAAUGGAACAUUUCAUAAUCAAAAGACAAUUUCGACUGAUUCUUCUCGUCCAUUAUUUAUCACUAUAGGAGAUUUCAAUAAAGAUACUCAUUUGGAUAUAAUCGUCGCUAAUAAUGGUACUAAUAGUAUUGGUAUCUUUUCAGGAGAUGGUCAAGGAUCUUUUCAAUUACAGUCAACCUAUUCAACCGGUUACGACUCUCUUCCAUGUUCGUUAGCAGUGGGUGACUUCAAUAAAGACAAUCAAUUAGACAUUGCUGUCGCCAAUUAUGGAACUGAUAAUAUAUGUAUAUUUCUAGGUUAUGGAAAUGGAACGUUCGCAAGUCCAAAGACGUAUACAACUACUCAUAAUUCAAAACCUUCUUCCAUUGUUGUUGCAGAUUUUAAUAAUGACAAGCAACUAGAUAUUGCUGUUACCCAUUAUGGUACUGGCAAUAUAAGUAUAUUUCUUGAUUAUGCUAACGGAACUUUUGCAUCACAAAGUAUAUAUUCAAUUAGUUUCGAGUCGAGUCCACACUUCAUAGCUGUUGGUCAUUUCGAUAAGGAUAGCCAUCUUGAUCUUGCUGUCGCUGAUUCAGAAAAUGACCAGAUUCAUAUUAUUCGAGGUUAUGGCAAUGGACGUUUUGCUACAUUAACAACAUACGACUCAAUAACUGGAUCUCGUCCAAUCGCAGUCGCUGUCACUGAUUUCGAUAAAGAUAAUCAAUCAGAUAUUGUUGUAGCCAAUAAUGGCAAUAAUAAUAUUCUUAUACUCAUUGGAUAUUAUAGUAAACCAUCGACGAGAAUAAGAAAUUAUUUUGUUGGACAUGACUCUCAUCCAAGUUCACUUGUUCUUUAUGACUUUAAUUAUGAUGGAAAAUUAGAUAUAGCCGUUAAUAGUCAUAAUAUACUGAUUUUUACUGGUAUUGGCGAUGGAACUUUUGUUCGAGGAGAGGAAUAUUCAACUGGCAACCAAUCGGUUCUACAAUAUCUUUGUGUCGGUGAUUUAAAUAAUGAUAAUCGAAUAGAUAUUGUUGUUGCUAAUGUAGGCCGUAACUGUAUAGAUGUUCUCUUUGGACAAGAUAAUGGAACUUUUUCCACUAUAGUGACAUUUUCUACUGGUGAUAGUUCUACUCCAUGGUUUGUUGCACUCAGUGACGUUAAUAAUGACAAUCAAUUAGAUAUGAUCUCUGCAAAUACUGGUUCUGGUAGUAUUGGUAUUUUUCUUGGAUAUGGUAAUGGCACUUUUGCUAAUAUGGAAACAUAUUCUACUGGUACUGUUUCUAAUCCGAUGUCACUUGCUGUUGGUUAUGUCAAUAAUGAUGAACACUUAGAUAUUGUCGUUGCUAUUCAAAAUCCUGACAGUAUAAAGGUUUUUCUCGGAUAUGGCAAUGGAACUUUCGAAAUUAUAAUGACUUAUUCGUUUGGCAUUAAUGCUCAAACGUUUUGGGUUGUACUUUCUGAGCUUAAUAGAGACAAUCAUCUAGAUAUUGUUGUUGUUAGCAAUAAUAUCGGAGUAAGCAUUUUUCUUGGAAAUGGAGAUGGAACUUUUAGAACACAAGUAACUUAUUCGACGGGAUCUGGCGCUUCACCAUACGAUGCUGUCGUUACGGAUUUUAAUCAGGAUAAUUAUUAUGACAUUGUUGUCACCAAUGGUGCCAGCAACGAAGUAGCUAUUUUGUUUGGAGAUGGCAAUGGCAAUUUUGAAUUCACACAGGCGUAUUCUACUGGGCUCAAUUCAGGUCCAUACGGUAUUGCUGUUGAAGAUCUUAACAAUGACAAACAGUUAGAAAUUGUCGUUGUUCUGUGGGGUACUGAUAAUGUUGGUGUUUUAACUCAAUAUUAUGCUGCAAAUUUCGCUAAGCAAGCUAUCAAUCCAACUGGCUCUGCUCUACAUCCACACUCAAUAGCUGUUGGUGACUUCAAUAGAGAUAAUCGAUCAGAUAUUGUUGUUGUCAAUUCUGGUACUGAUAAUUUAGGAAUACGUCUUGGUUCGAGUAAUGGAACAUUUGGUCCAAACAUGAUGUAUUCCAUUGCAACCAAUGCCUAUCCACAAUAUGUCAUAACUGUUGAUAUAAAUAAAGACAAAGACUUGGAUAUAGUCGUUGUAAAUUCAAGAAACAGUAGCAUCAGUGUAAUAAUGGGAUAUGGCAACGGUAGUUUUGUAGCGCAAACAAUGUAUUCAACAGGAGUUGAGUCACGUCCGUAUGCAAUAGCUGUAGGAGAUUUCAAUAACGACUACCAACAGGAUCUUGUUAUUGCUAAUUCAGGAACAGAUAAUAUAGGUAUAUUCUUUGGACAUAAUUAUGCAUCAUUUCAAGAUCAAAAGACGUAUUCAAAUAAAGAUUGCUUUACACCGAAUGAUGUUGUUGUUGGCCAUUUCAAUAAUGAUAACUAUCUCGAUAUUGCUGUCGUAUGCGGAAAUAGUAAUAAUUUAGCAAUUCUACUUGGAUAUGAUGAUGGAUGUUUUGCUGAUAUGAUAACUUAUUCAACUGGAUCUAAUUCAUAUCCAAAUAGUCUAGCUAUUGGGGACUUCAACAAUGAUGACCAAAUGGAUAUUGUUGUAGUUAAUUAUGCAGCUAAUAAUAUAGGACUCUUUUUAAAUUAUGGCAAUGGGAGUUUUGCUAAUAUGAUAACAUAUUCAACUGGUGAUGGUUCUACUCCUCGCAGUGCUGCUGUUGGCGAUUUAAAUAAUGACAAUCUGACUGAUAUUGUCGCGGUUAAUUCUGGACAUAAUAGUAUAGGUAUAAUUAUAGGAUAUGGCAAUGGAAAUUUUGAUAAGAUGAUAACAUAUUCAACUGGAAAAUUUUCCAAUCCAUAUGCAGCAGCCAUUAGUGAUUUAAACAAUGAUGGUCGAUUAGAUAUUGCCGUGGUGAAUGUUGAGAUUAACGAAGUAUGUAUUUUCAUUGGAUACGGCAAUGUAAGUUUCGCUAUACUAGCUAGCUAUUCAACAGGUUAUCGAUCUAAUCCAUGCUGGAUAAUUAUUAAUGAUUUCAACAAUGACAAUCGAUCUGAUAUUGCUACUGCUAAUUUCAAUAGUAAUUAUAUCGGUAUUCUUCUUGGGUAUGGGAAUGGAUCUUAUGCUAGUGUUGUAACAUAUUUUUCUGGAGAUAAUUCUAGCCCAGAAUGUGUUAGCGCUGAUGAUUUCAAUAAUGAUAACAUAUUAGAUAUUGCUGUCGCUAAUUCUUAUUCUAACAAUAUUGUUGUACUUUUCGGAGUUGGAGAUGGAACUUUUUUACUCGGUAAAGCAUAUUCAACUGGAACAGGAUCUGUACCAAUCUCAUUAGCUAUUGGCGAUUUUGAUAAUGAUGCACGAUUAGAUAUAGUUGUCGCCAAUUUUCAAUCGAACAAUAUAGGCAUAUUUCUUGGAUACAGCCAUGAACCUUUUGGAGAUAUAACAAAUUAUCCAACUGGUGAUGGGUCACAGCCACAUUCAGUUGCUGUUGCUGACUUCAAUAAGGAUGGUUACUCGGAUAUUGUAGUGACUAAUUAUGGUACUGACAAUAUAGGUAUUUUUCUUGGAUUUGGCAAGAGAAUUUUUAGUACUAUGAUAAUUUAUUCAACUGGAAUUGGUUCUGCUCCAUAUGCUGUUGCCAUUAGUGAUUUCAAUAACGAUAGUCAAUUAGAUAUUGUCGUUACCAAUUCGGAGACAAAUACUGUUAUUAUUUUUCUUGGUAACGGGAAUGGAACAUUUUCUAUUGUAGCGACGUACUCAACUGGUGUCCGUUCUCGUCCGUACACAGUCGCCAUAGGUGAUUUCAACAAUGAUAAUCGAUCGGAUAUUGUUAUUGCGAACUCUGGUACUAACGCAAUACUUAUACUUCAUGGAUACGGAAAUGGAUCUUUUGGAAAUGAUAUGUUGUAUGUAUUAAACUAUAAAUAUUAUCCUUAUUCAGUUGCUGUUACUGAUUUGAAUCAAGACAAUUGGAUGGACAUUGUCAUAGCAUGCUAUGGCACAGACAAUAUAGAAACUCUAGUGAAAAUGUGCUAG
Messenger RNA from Rotaria sordida, 4296 nucleotides. Lineage: Eukaryota; Metazoa; Rotifera; Eurotatoria; Philodinida; Philodinidae. The record is from the annotation of a GenBank genome assembly.